AUCUGAUGAGAUACAUUGAUGAUAAAAUGGCCAAGUUCUAUAGAUCUUCAAGAAGAUUCACCUCUAGUAGCAGCAUCACAAACACCAGUGUCAACACUAUUGAAGAAAGCUUCGGAGAAUAUGAAUUCUCCAAAUGUAAUGAAUAUUUCAAAGCACCAAAAAAAGGUCAUUUUUUAUGAAUAUGAAGUUGAAACUGGUAAUGGAAGAACUAUUAAACUGAAAGCAAGAAGCACAGACAUGUUUGAGGUAUGAACCUGGUGACUUCUGUGAAGCUGUACUCAAUUUCCGUGGUCACCUUCAGAAUUAUGUAUCUUUAUGUCCACAUACAUUUCCCAAUACUGAAUUUUAAUAUCUGUAUAACAUCAGGAU
Rosa chinensis is the source of this 369-nucleotide messenger RNA. RefSeq names its product synaptonemal complex protein 1-like. The record is from RefSeq and is a predicted model, not a curated record. The transcript has 3 exons. The coding region runs from base 19 to 252 and encodes 77 amino acids. NCBI's taxonomy places the organism in Eukaryota, Viridiplantae, Streptophyta, Magnoliopsida, Rosales, Rosaceae.